CUUGGGUGGGCUUGCUAUUUCUAAUUCAUGGUGUUAUUUUGUACAGAUCCGGGGGUGUCUAUGGAGUUGGUGAGCAUAUACCCUGUAUAUAAAAAAAAGUUUUAAAUGUUUGUUAAAAAAUAAAUGGGACAUGUUUUUUUUUCAUGGAGACAACAUUACAGCAUAACUAAGCUCUACUGACUUGCUCACAUUUAAUUGUAUGUAAUUAUAACAGGGGUGUGCAGAUACUCUGGUUUUCUCAGUUGUCCCUGUGUGGUGCAGCUUUUAAGGGCUUUACAAAUAGCAGGCAGAGGUGAAAGAAUUGCAGUUAUUUUGUGCAUAUUUAGUUACAGAAAACAAAAACAAAAAAUGUUCACAAACUAAAUGCUACUGUGUCUUUAAAUAUGGUAACUAUGUAUGCAAUAUCCCAGGCAGAGCAAGGUUAUAAACAGUUGUUAUGCUUGUAAGCAGGCACAGCUUUAGAGGCUGGCUGGCGGUUGCUACCUGUGUUCAGGCCAUGAAGUACCAAGCACAUUGUCAGCUUGGCUCCUUGCCCUGGGAUCGUCUCCCACAACUGGAGAAACUGCUCCUAUAUACACCUGUUGCUGGGCUUAAUUGGUUGUUAAUUAAUCAAUUAAGUCCCAGCCACAGUGUGCACCUGUAUGUGUCAGGGACAGUAUUAACCCUAUCCCUGCCAAACUGGAAGAGCAGCAAUGCCACAGUGCUUACACCCUGUCACAGUCCCUUUAUGACAUUUUCAUUUGUUAGGUAUUCAUAAAAUUCCCCUUAAAAACGUGUUACGUAUUGAAUACAAAAGAAAGUGUUCCCUGUUUAUGCAAUUGAGUACCAAGAAAUAACAAUCUUAGUGUGGCUUAAUAUAGAACCUGUAGCGAUCAAACUAACUGAAACAUCUCAUAUAUAAUCCGCAAAUAUUUGUCUUAACUCUCUUUUAUCUUUUUGAUAUAAAAUCAUUUAGAAUUCACGUUGCUUAUUUCCUUAGAAAUGUGUCAUUACCACGGUGAAUUAUGAGAUUAUAGUCCUGGGAAAGAUUUAACCUCUUAUAAAAAUCGAAAAAAGAAAUACAUCUGCACUACCCUUAGGGUUAUUAGCAAUUAGUUAAUGUACUAUACAGAACAGAAAAUACUCUUCUUAAUGGUACCCUUAAUUAUACUCUAGUAUUAAUAAGACCAUAAGGGUCAUUACAAACUGUAGACAUUUUUGGAAAAAAAAAACUCAAACAUAAAAGAAUGUGUAUUCUAAUUGUAGGCUACAUAAAGGUGUACCCAUAGGCAUAAUUUACACGCCUCCCUCACUUUAUGAGAAGUCAUUACAAGUUUUGAAUCAGUCCUUUCAAACAGAUUAAAACUAAAGACUUAAAAUAACAGCUUGCAUGCUGUUUAACGUGGUCACGGGGCUAAUAUUACUGCCUGUGUGUGUCUCAGCGUUGUAAGCGUCUGGUCUCCUAGUAACAGCAGUGAGUGCUCCGAGAUUGCAAAUAGCCAAAGGCAGGUGUACUAGGGCCAAAAUGGACUUCAGCUAACUUCGCUUAUUCAAAACAAAACAAAACAAAACAAAAAAAAAAACACAUUUAUACCGGCAGUAUUUUUUAGCAGCAGUGUAGAUUGCAAAGGGAGGGGUUGUGUCUGUUUUCGUAGCUAUGGGUUGUUUGGUCCUUUUUCGUUUUGACAGAAUCUAGGAGUGCAUUUUGGUCUAAGGGCUCCAGAAGCUGCUGUGCUCCUCUGCUAUCAUGGCGCAAUCAGGGACUGGUGACAGGACCACCUGCGAUGGCAGUGAGGGCUACUCGACCCCACUGGAUACUUUCAGCACCCCACGAAAGCCAGGUACAGGUGAAGAGACCCCCAGGCAGAAAGCCAGGAGAAUGUGGAAACUCCUUUACAACACAAUCCGCAGCUCCAUGGUCUGGGUCAAACACUCGUGCUUCAAUCCCACCUUGACGACCCAUGGAAUCCAGCAUAUCUGUCACUUCAGUUCCAACAGCCCGGUCCGCCAUGUGACCUACAACCAGGCCACAGGCGACUUCGUCAGCCUGUCCAGCGAUGGCACCCUGCGGGUGUACCAGUGUGAGGGCAGGCUCCGGGCCUCCUUCCCCUCAGCAGAGCCCUUCAGCGGCAUCGCCAGCACAGUGCUGCCGGACCGCUACGCUGCCUGGGGCCCAGGGAACAGGCUGGCCGUCCUGGACAGGGAGUUCAGGACCAUCUCCAGCACCUGCUCCAGCCGGGAUAUCCACACCUGCCUUUCCAAGGAGGGGGUAUAUGAGCUGGUGGUGGGCGGGGCCGGGCAUGUCUCCGUUUGGUGUCUCCGGCACCUGGUGUGCAGGGUCGAGAUCACAGAAGGACUGGGCACAAGGGACGUGUUCACUGAGCUGGUCCUGCCCAAGGCAGCCUCCCCCAAAUCACAGAGGUGCUUCGCCAUGAGCAGUGCCGGAGUGGCCCUGUUUCAUCUCUCCAAGGGAAUGCUGCUCGCCUACAAGAAGGACCUGCAUCUCUGUAACAUCACUGGGAUUGCCUACUGCAGCACUGCGAAGAGCCUGGCCACUGCGUCCCGCGACGGCACCAUCAAAGUCUGGGACGAAGACUGGGGGGUUCAGAUGGUCUUCGCCGGGCACACUGGAGCCGUCACAGCCCUGGCCGCGUGUCCCCACCUCCCUCAUUUCUUCUCCUCCUCUCUGGAUGGCACUUUGCGAGUUUGGAGCCUGGAGACAGGAGACCAGCUGGAGAAGAUCCACACUGGGCCUGCGCUGGGGCUGGGGAUGAAGAGCACAGAGAAGGACGGGGUGGAAAGGUUGGGGAAGAAAGCCAGCAGGCUGCUGUGCUCUUACUCCAGGAAGGGCGUGGACUUCUGGGCCCUGACCCACCUGUAUGCUCUCCACACCCCACUAGGAGGCGCUCCAAUCAGAGAGAUCCAGACUGUCAGCCUGCCUCUCUACCCCACCAGGAUGCUGUGUGUCAGUGACGAUGGCACAAUCAGGCUCAUUGCAGCAGAGACAGGGGAGGUCAUCACCACUUUCAUACUGGAGGAGGGGAAGAGGACGAAGUGGGUGGACUACUGCCUGCCCUGGGAGACCCUGUUCGUCCUGACUGAAGAAGGGGAGGUCCUUAGGAUCAACACGCUGACCAAUCCCGCCACCCUGCUGAAGCAGGGGGCGAGGCCACAGAGUGUGGGCGGGUCACCUGUCGAUGCUGCCACGACAGAGUCUGGGCUAGGGAAGAGGAAAGCCAAAGCCUGCUGCCUUGUGGUUUACAACUACAUCAUUGACCCAGAGAAAGCUUUCUCCUGCUGGACUGAGGUGGUGGAAAAUGGAGGGGAGAAACGGAAGAGGAAGCCGAAGGAAAUUAAGCAGGAGAGGAACAGGUACAUGCUCAUCGUGGGGCAGGAGGAUGGCUUCCUAGCGGUGCUGGACUGGUACUCCGGGCAAAUUCAGUACCAGACAGAGGCUCAUAGUUCCCAAGCCGUAACCGGAUUGGUGACCAACCUUGAGAACAAUUACAUCAUCUCUGCUGGAGGUGACAGGUCGGUGAAGGCCUGGCGGGUGUUCCCCUACGCGGAGGAGUCUCUCAGUCUCCAGGUGACUUUUUUCUGCGGCCAACCACCCCUCAGGAUCAGCGUCAUGGACUCGCUGCUAGCUGUCGCCUUCCAGGACUUCUCUAGCGCCACCUACAGCAUCGUCCAGUUCAACCUGCUGACCAAAAGGCGCACUGACCACUCGCCCAACGAUGACCCUCAAGACAAAAUCACAGGGCUGUGCACUUGCCCUCGGAUGAAGAUCUUUGCCUCCUCUAGCCUGGACGGGAUUAUCAGAAUCUGGGACCGGGACAAUGGGCUGAUCAGAUCGCUUUGCCUGAAUGCAGCACCAGAGAGCCUGGCAUUCUGCAGCAUGCGUGGAGACCUCCUGGUGGGGAUCGACGGGCACCUUCACUGGAUCCACCACACUAAGUUCCUGCCCAGGCACUACCUCUACAUGAUGAUGUGUAUGGAAUUCUCUGAGCCCAUUCCGGACCCGCCUAUUCCCAUCUCGGAAGCAGUGCUGCAAUCCCUGAGCCCCGCCCACCUCAGGAAGUUAAAGGGAUCCCUUCUAACCAGGCAGAGGAAAGCUCUGCCACUGGCAGAGACAGAGCGUGCAGAGUAUGAGGAGUACGAGAGGGAACUGCAGGAAAGAGCGGAGGCCUAUGCCAUGCUGGCUGCCCGGGACAGGGAGCUGCUGCUUUUAAAGCAGGGAGAACUGCAGAGCAGGAAGAAACCGAAAGGCAGCAAGAGCACCAAGAAGGAGGCUUUCAGACGCUACCUGCACCUGCUCCACCUGGACCGGCCACAGAUACAGAUCCCUGACGUUGAUCUCUUUGAUCUCAACGAGGCCCUGCGUAGCCCCCGGCCCCCUCCCCCGGAAGCUCCGUACAUCCCUAAGACUGAGAGGGGGGGCUUCUUCCCUGACCACGCCCUGGCCAGGCACUCGGGUCCGUGCUCAGAGACAGAGGAGUACCAAACCAGGGAGAAGACACCCGAACAGGUGUGGAGGGACAGUGUUCUGCCAGUCCUGUCUCUAGGCUUCAUCCCUAACUCUGUGCUGGCUGGGCUGCUGUGGCCUCCAGAGAUCCUGGACAAGGGAGAGGAGGUGCAGGCCAAGACCUGGAAGCUGCCAGCCAGAGCAGAUAACCAGCUGGAUGAGAUCAAAUACAUGGAGUUCCAGCAUGAUAUGGGUUCGAUGCUGGGGAGUGAAGACGAGGACAAGGACAAGGAGAUGGAGCUGCUUGACGAGGUUCCUGUCAAGGAGGACAUCACUAGACCCUCCCCUGAGCCACUGGAAGAGGAGCCCCCUCAGAACUUCCAGCCUAAAACAAAGCUGUCCAUGCCCCGCCCCAAACCUGUUAUCAAGCCCCGCCCACACCUGAGCCCAACUCCUCCCCCACGGAAUGCGGCGCCUGUGAGAAAGACAAGCUCCCACGCUCUCCCAAUGUUCAUCCUUCAGUUUGUGAAUCAGAGUUGGUUUCAAUUGACGUUCUCAGAAAAGAGCUUCUCCAAGACGAUGACAUUGGACUCGUUCAUGAAGCAGCUCAUGCAGCAGUUGAAGACCAAGGAUUACUGUGUAAAGACAGGCAUCCUGGGUGCAGUGCAGACUCUCCUCCAGCAGGAGGGGCUGGAGAUAACCAUGGACCUCCACAACCUGCUUCUGUCCAUCCUGAACCAGCCCAACGCCCCCACACUUAGGGACCCAGACGAGCGGGAGUUCAUCCAUGCGGCUCUGACGACUCUGGUCAGCAUCGCUCCCCACAGCAAGGAGCUUCUGUUGGAGAUGAUGGUCCAGCUCAUUUUAUGUGACGAGGUGUUCAGGAAGAGGGUUGAGUCCUUAUGGCAGAAGAUGGAUCUUGAGGACCCUCAUGACUACCUGGGACAGGAGCUAUCCUCCUGGGACGAGUGGCCACAGGGAAUGGGCUCUGCUAAGACACAGCUCCGCAAGCAGACCACAGACUGGCUCAAUCACUGGAUAGCAAAGUACAAGAUUGAGUCAAAGUCAUCGGAUUGCAAGCCAAUUGAAGCAGUGAACUAUUUCUGCUCAGAGCAGCACAAGAAAUGGCUUGUGGCAAACAGGCCGCCGGUGUCCGUCCCUCUGGAAAAGAACACUGUGCUUCUACUGCCAGACAUCCGCAGAUCCCAUGCAAUCCUAAGACUGGGAGAGACCAACAGCAUGGCAAGGACACGCCCAGUAGAGUAUAUCACCUUGCCUCCCAUCUCCUCGCGGCCCCUGCUCUCUGGUUUCGUCCCCUACAUGGCCUUCCCCCUGCCCAAAGUUAACCUGUGCCCUUUCACCUCCCCUGAGGACCCCGCAAAGCCAGACCCCUCCUGCAGGUUCCUGGGGGCAGCGCCGCGCUACUUCUUCCUGGAGCACUCGUACGCUGACAACUACAAGUAAUCACUGGAGGACGCUGGUAAACAUUUUUGUCAGGUUGUUUUUGGCCUCGAUGGUACAAUAACCAGACAAUGGGCCUGAUUUUCCACUGUUGGCAAAUUGCCCAUGUAAUACUAUGGAGGGCGCAAUAUGCCCAUGGCCAGUAACAUCAGUCAUGUAUGUCUGUCUGUGUGUCCUGCAUCUGAAGAAUGUAUCCAUUAAGAACAUUAAAGAAUUCUAGAUUGAAUACAAUUCCCUCUAAUAGAUGACGGGUUUGUGUUUGAAUUCUUUAUUUUACAGGGAUGCUACAGGUAUUAUUGUUUUUAAUGCACAGAUUUGAAUUGUGAAAAUGUACAUUGAACUGUCGUCGUGGC
Molecule: messenger RNA, 6255 nt
Organism: Acipenser ruthenus (sterlet)
Lineage: Eukaryota; Metazoa; Chordata; Actinopteri; Acipenseriformes; Acipenseridae
Product: WD repeat-containing protein 97-like
Exons: 23
Coding region: 1727-5905 (1392 amino acids)
Molecular function (GO): protein binding
Source: RefSeq, a predicted model, not a curated record